AUGGCACGUUUCAAGCAAAUCGUGGCGCACUGCACGGUGGACGACGAGGCCGCCCUCGAAGCCUUAUACCAGAAAACAUGGUACAAAUCACCUUUUCAUAAAGAGCUUCGCAGGAACAGACCCCUCACCCUUGAGGACGCGCUCCACAAGUCAAACAUCUUCAUCGCGGAAGAAGAAGAAGAGGCCGCCAAAGAUCGGCAGUAUUCAGCGUCAAAGCCCGGCCAGACCUUGACCGCAAAGGAUAAUUCGGAAACAAAAGUCCAGUCCGGCAAACCGCAUGGAGUAGUGAACCAGGCGGGACCGUCAAAUCAAAAGUCAGGACGGCCGCCGAAAUCUUGGAACACAUGGCAUAAAGACGACGAUACGCCGCUAAGCGAACGUUUUUGCGAAUAUCACGAGCGAUAUGGGCAUAGCACGGAGAAAUGCCGACAUCUGAGGGACUUCUUACUUCAACAGUUCCGCAAGGGCGAGAUCGACACCGCAGACCUGCCUAAACCGAGACCACGGCGACCGAACCCACGACCAAACAAAUCCGGCAAUCAAGAGACUGCUAAGGCAGCCGACUCUGAUGAAGAACAGGUUGCUCCCCCUAAGCGAGACCGCGAAGCACCGAAUAGAGAAACGAACGUACCUAAAACUAGGAAGAAGGUCAAUAUGAUUAUGGGAGCCCUCGAAUCAUGCAAUUAUUCUGUUCGAGCCCUCAAAGAGUACAGCCGGCAAGCAUCGAGUUCGCAACCCCAGACAACGGUUACAACCAUACCACUGUUAUUCACCGAAGCCGACCUGCGGGGAGUACAUAUGCCUCAUAACGAUUGCCUCGUCGUGGAGCUUCAGCUCGGAGACGUUGAAGCAAGCAGGAUAUUAAUCGACAUGGGUAGUUCGGUAAACGUCAUAUUCAAGGAAACACUCAAGAAUAUGGACUUUCCGGAUUCCGAGAUCAAGCCUUAUAUGGAAUCAUUGACCGGGUUAACCGGAGAAAAAACAAGGACAGUAGGAACGGUGAAGAUACCCAUUUAUGUCGGCGGGUCAGCCCGAAUGAUUAAAUUCCUGGUUCUCAACAAACCGGCAAUAUACAAUGCGAUUUUUGGGACGCCAUGGCUGUUCGACAUGAAAGCCGUCGCUUCAACGUUCCAUCAGUGCGUCAAGUUCCCAACCCCGUCAGGAAUUUUCACCCUCAAAGGAAGCCAGACCGCGUCCCGACUAUGUCAUCUCACCGAGUGCAAGCUCAGUCUCGCAUGA
Molecule: messenger RNA, 1239 nt
Organism: Eutrema salsugineum
Lineage: Eukaryota; Viridiplantae; Streptophyta; Magnoliopsida; Brassicales; Brassicaceae
Exons: 1
Coding region: 1-1239 (412 amino acids)
Source: RefSeq, a predicted model, not a curated record